UUGAAACCUCUGUCUAUGGCUUUCUGAAACAAAAUUGCUUGGUAGUUUCUUAUAAAAAAACUAUGUAUUAUAUAUGAUAUAUAUAGUAGCGGACCCUGCCCAAAACCUCCACAUAUCAAACUUCAGAGAAAUUACUGUUUCUAAGAUCACAUGGUUUUUUAAGCAAUCAGCCCUAUCUGCCAGGAUGAUUUGUGGAUCUAAACCAUUCAGGGUGCCACUCAAACACAUACAGAAAAAUUUAUUUAAAUUAGUCAAGCCAUUUAUGAGGAGUUCAAUGACAUACACCCAUACAGCAGAACUAUAUAUGACGGCAUGUCUAUUAUUUAAAUUGAAUUUUGAAGGAGGUUUUAUCACAAUUCAUCGGAUGGGGGUACAAUGAAUCAAACUCUGGCGGAACGUCAAACAGACAGUUCUGCGUGCACAUUAUGGUUGAGAGCGAGCGCUGUGAUAUAGUAGAUGGAUUGCCAAAAUCCGUUAUUUUUGUAAUUUAUUCGGUCUGAUUAUAAAAUCCUACGCCCUGCGAUCAACUGUGAAGACCAUGAUAGGGUUGUUGAUGUUUGUACCAACCCUCCCGCUGCCUUCAUAUAUUUUAUAUAUAUAUAAAGAUAAUAAACAAUUAUGUUAUAAAUAUAUAAAUUAAUGAG
Messenger RNA from Spodoptera exigua (beet armyworm), 644 nucleotides. Lineage: Eukaryota; Metazoa; Arthropoda; Insecta; Lepidoptera; Noctuidae. The record is from the annotation of a GenBank genome assembly.